AUGACAGCUGGGCUCGUCUUUGUCUGGGUGCAUAAAUUAAUACAAGCAGAUGUCGUAAGGAUGAUGUAUACGCUUGGUUGUAAAUAUGUAGAAAAUUUGGUAUGGUUCAAGAAAUCGAUCAAUAACGUACAACUGGAUCAACCAAGCCCAUACUUCAGUUCGGCAAAAGAGAUCCUGCUCAUGUUUAAAAAGGGUGAUGGCUUUGAACUUCGACAUCAACGAUCUCCGGAUGUUAUCAUCGAUUUUGAGCUGCCUCGCAGUCAAUGGAUCGACCAAGAAUUCACGGAACCGAAACCAACGGCUGUUUAUGACAUGAUCGAAACCCUCCUUCCCAAAGCAGGCUACGAUGAAGCAUUAAAGAGAGGUCGCCUUCUAGAAUUAUGGGCCAAGAAGGCAUCUCCCAGGCGCGAAGGAUGGGUCGCAUUCCAUCAACGAAAAAAUACCACUGUAUCAAACACCCAAAUAUCGUGGCCCAACGAUUGCAUUCAUGUUGAUGAUAUUUAA
Molecule: messenger RNA, 504 nt
Organism: Radiomyces spectabilis
Lineage: Eukaryota; Fungi; Mucoromycota; Mucoromycetes; Mucorales; Radiomycetaceae
Exons: 5
Coding region: 1-504 (167 amino acids)
Source: RefSeq, a predicted model, not a curated record